This is a messenger RNA of Lactuca sativa (garden lettuce), 1529 nucleotides long. RefSeq names its product indole-3-glycerol phosphate synthase, chloroplastic. Lineage: Eukaryota; Viridiplantae; Streptophyta; Magnoliopsida; Asterales; Asteraceae. Gene Ontology annotation, biological process: L-tryptophan biosynthetic process. Gene Ontology annotation, molecular function: indole-3-glycerol-phosphate synthase activity; phosphoribosylanthranilate isomerase activity. The record is from RefSeq and is a predicted model, not a curated record.
GGUGCACUCAAAAGGUUAUCUAACCGAAGAAUGUAACGGCCUCUUCCGGCCACCGCGUCCUCCCUCGUCCUCGUGCCGUGCAUAUUUUAUAAACUACAGCAAAUCCAACGCUCUUAGAUAUGCAGGAGUUAAUUUGCGCAACGUCUUCGGUUUCUUUCAACUCCCUUCCUUCCUCACCCUUCAAUCACACAUUCUAUGAUACUACUCGAUUCACUUUCAGAUUCCUGAAGAACAAACACAUCGCCUCAUUUCCUUGUAUGCGAGCUCAACAGUCUGAAGCUACUGAUGGAUCUGCAAUCAAUAUUGCAUCGGAUGAUUCCAAAGUUGAUGCACUCGAUAUUAAGGAAUCAAAGGUUAAAAAUUCCCAAAUCGACAUAGCUGCUACACAAGGGAUAAAAAUUAGAAGACGACCACCAACAGGGCCUCCAUUACAUCAUGUUGGUCCUUUUGAGUUCAGGUUACAGAACGAAGGCAAUACUCCCCGCAACAUACUUGAGGAAAUUGUAUGGAACAAGGACACUGAGGUUGCCCAGAUGAGAGAGAAAAAGCCUCUGGGUUCACUGAAGAAAGCUACUGACAUCGCUGCUCCUCCUAGAGACUUUAUAGGAGCUCUUAAGGCAUCAUACGAAAAAACAGGAAUGCCUGCUUUAAUUGCUGAAGUAAAAAAGGCUUCACCCAGUAGAGGAGUUCUAAGAGAAGAUUUUGAUCCUGUUGAAAUUGCAAAAGCCUAUGAGAAAGGUGGAGCAGCGUGUCUGAGUGUUUUAACAGAUGCGAAAUAUUUUCAGGGAAGCUUUGAAAAUCUAGAGGCGAUACGUAAUGCUGGAGUAAAGUGUCCUCUAUUAUGCAAAGAAUUCAUUGUAGAUGCAUGGCAACUCUAUUAUGCACGUGCAAAAGGUGCUGAUGCUGUUCUGUUAAUCGCUGCUAUUUUACAAGAUCUUGACAUCAAAUAUAUGACAAAGAUUUGUAAGAUGAUUGGAUUGACAGUGCUUGUGGAGGUGCAUGAUGAGAAUGAAAUGGAUCGUGUGCUUGAAAUCGAUGGGAUUCAAUUAAUUGGUAUCAAUAAUCGUAACCUCGAAACGUUUGAGGUUGAUAUCAGCAACACAAAGAAAUUGCUGGAAGGUGCACGUGGUGAAAAGAUUCGCCAAAAAGGCAUAAUAGUGGUGGGGGAAUCUGGAUUGUUCACUCCUGCUGAUGUGGCGUAUGUACAAGAAGCGGGUGUUAAAGCAAUCUUGGUAGGGGAGUCUCUUGUGAAACAAGAAGAUCCGACGAAAGGAAUUGCUCUACUUUUUGGAAAAGACAUUUCGGCAUAACUCAGGGGACAUCAAAAUGUGGGGUUUAGGGGGUUGAUCAAGAGAUAUAAUUACAAAAUUGACUAAAAUUUUGUUCAAGUUUUAUGCAAUAUUGAUAUGAAAUAUGAAGUUGGGAGUUCAUUUUUUUGAUCAUUGGCAUUUGUUGCUAUUAUGUUAUAUUGAAUGAACUUUAACUACAUUGUGUUGUAAAUUGUAAAAAAAGGCCGUGGUUACCAUUAA